This is a messenger RNA of Nicotiana tabacum (common tobacco), 1072 nucleotides long. Its product is annotated as septum-promoting GTP-binding protein 1-like. Gene Ontology annotation, molecular function: GTP binding; GTPase activity. The record is from RefSeq and is a predicted model, not a curated record. Lineage: Eukaryota; Viridiplantae; Streptophyta; Magnoliopsida; Solanales; Solanaceae.
UCCCCACGGUAUCGGUCAACCGUUACUCGUCCAAAAACCAGUUAGCUUCCAAGAAUUAUCACAACACACAAAUCCUACCCUUAAGAAUCACCACCAUCACCACCAACCACCACCACCACCAACGUCAUAUAAUGUCGUCUUCUCCGGUCGGUGUCGCCACCUCAGAUAACGGUUUUUCUGGUAGUUUAGCCUCGCCAUGUUGCACCAAUAACUCAAAGGAUUCCAUGGAGGAUUUAGUUGCUUUGAAGAUCAGCCUCUUGGGUGAUUAUCAUAUUGGAAAGACUAGUUUUUUGACAAAGUAUGUAGGAAAGGAGAAAGGGGAAGAAGGUUUUUCAAUAACAGGGUUAAACCAUAUGGACAAAACUCUGUGUGUUAGAGGUGCUAGGAUCUCCUAUAGCAUUUGGGAAGUCGAAGGUGACGUUUCUCAUAUUCCAGUAGCUUGUAAAGACUCAGUAGCAAUGUUGUUUAUGUUUGAUCUCACAAGUCGGUGUACGUUGAAUAGUGUCAUUAGCUGGUAUCAACACGCACGGAAAUGGAAUCAGACAGCCAUUCCAGUUCUAAUAGGGACCAAGUUUGAUGAUUUUGCCCAAUUACCAUUAGAUGUCCAAUGGACGAUAGCUUUACAGGCAAGAGCAUAUGCUAAGGCACUAAACGCAACCUUAUUCUUCUCAAGUGCAACCUACAAUAUAAAUGUGAAUAAGAUCUUCAAGUUCAUUACAGCCAAGAUCUUCAACUUACCAUGGACAUUGGAGCGUAAUCUCACCAUUGGAGAACCCAUUAUAGACUACUAGAUUUUCUUCCAUUUUUUUUUUGUAUUAAUUGAACCCCUCUUUUCCCAAAGAAGAAAACAAGAUAAAAAAAAACAUUUUGAAUGUAGAUAUGAGAAAAUUUGUAAAUCUCCUAGAAAAACAAAUGACUCUGCAUAGUCAACCGGUCACUGGAUCUUGUUAGUAUUGCUACGACCAGUGAAAAUUCGGGUUGACUUGGUAUGUCAUUUUGUAAAAUGGAGAAAUCUGGAUAACAUUUUUCUUGUUUUCUUUCUACUGCACUAUGACGUUUACAAUUUUUUUAA